GCUUUGAUGCUGGUGUUUGGUAGAAGAAGGUUGCUCACAGUUCUUCUGCAGGCUCAGAGGUGGCCCUUUCAACCCUCCAGAGACAUGAGACUGGUACAGUUCCAGGCACCUCACCUGGCAGGACCUCGCCUGGGCUUGGAGUCAGGGAAUGGCAAGGGGGUCAUUGACCUCAAUGCCUUUGACACCACGCUCCCCAAGACAAUGGUAGAGUUCCUGGAGCAAGGAGAGGCCACCCUGUCAGUGGCGAGAAGAGCCCUGACUACCUCACUGCCAGUCCUGCCACAGUCAGAGGUGACCUUCCUGUCCCCAGUCACACGGCCAGACAAAGUGGUAUGUGUGGGUAUGAACUAUGUGGACCACUGCAGAGAGCAGAAUGUGCCCGUGCCCAAGGAGCCCAUCAUCUUCAGCAAGUUUGCCAGCUGUAUUGUGGGGCCCUACGAUGAGAUCAUUCUGCCACCUGAGAGCCAGGAGGUGGACUGGGAGGUGGAGAUGGCUGUGGUCAUUGGAAAGAAGGGCAAGCAUAUCAAGGCCACAGAUGCCAUGGCUCAUGUGGCUGGCUUCACUGUGGCACAUGAUGUAAGUGCUCGGGACUGGCAAAUGAGACGCAAUGGAAAACAGUGGCUGCUGGGAAAAACUUUUGAUACUUUCUGCCCCCUGGGCCCUGCCUUGGUGACCAAGGACAGUGUAGCAGAUCCACACAACUUAAAAAUCUGCUGCCGAGUCAACGGGGAGGUGAUGCAGAGCAGCAGCACCAGCCAGAUGGUGUUUAAGACAGAAGACCUAAUUGCCUGGGUCUCCCAGUUUGUCACUCUCUACCCAGGAGACAUCUUCCUGACUGGGACACCCCCAGGUGUCGGUGUAUUCAGGAAACCUCCUGUCUUUCUCAAGAAGGGAGAUGAAGUCCAGUGUGAGAUUGAAGAGCUAGGCGUCAUCAUCAACAAGGUGGUGUGA
Messenger RNA from Orycteropus afer afer, 951 nucleotides. It is a transcript of the gene FAHD2A, whose product is annotated as fumarylacetoacetate hydrolase domain containing 2A. The record is from RefSeq and is a predicted model, not a curated record. Gene Ontology annotation, molecular function: hydro-lyase activity. Lineage: Eukaryota; Metazoa; Chordata; Mammalia; Tubulidentata; Orycteropodidae.